AUGAAGAGACUUGCUACUACUCUUAGUAGUUGGUCUAGAAAUCAGUUUGGAGACAUCUAUGCAAAGGUUAAAGAUUCUGAGGAGGAAGUUAGACAAGCUGAAAAUAACCUGAUCAACAUGAAUUCCAAUGAAAACAGGUCUAAGCUUCAUGCCAUCAAUGCUGAAUACAUUAGAUACCUGAAAAUGGAAGAUGUUAUUCUCAGACAGAAGACUCAACUACAAUGGUUCAAAGAAGGUGAUAUGAACUCUAAAUAUUUCCAUGCUAUGAUUAGAGGUAGGAGAAGAAAACUAUACAUUCACAGGAUCCAAAAUGAGGGUGGCUCUUGGGUUCAAGGUGAUGCUGAAAUUGCUGAAGUAGCUUGUGAGCACUUUCAACAAAUGUUUACUGGGGAGGAGAAGUAUAUCCAGAAAAAGGCCCUUCAAUGUAUCCCUCAUAUGGUUACUGAAAAGAAAAAUGAACAACUCCAAGCCUUGCCUUCUAUAGAGGAACUGAAGACUGUUGUGUUUGCCAUGAAUCCCAAUUCAGCUGCUGGACCUGAUGGGAUGAAUGGAAAGUUUUUCCAAAAUAUACUGGGAUAUCAUCAAGGAAGACCUUCUUAA
Solanum dulcamara is the source of this 600-nucleotide messenger RNA. RefSeq lists its product as uncharacterized. The coding region runs from base 1 to 600 and encodes 199 amino acids. The transcript has a single exon. The record is from RefSeq and is a predicted model, not a curated record. Lineage: Eukaryota; Viridiplantae; Streptophyta; Magnoliopsida; Solanales; Solanaceae.